CAGUUGUUCCACGCGUUACCUCGAACAUAACCUGUUGAGCGUCUCUUUUGCGCGUCCUCUGAACGGCCCUCGGUAUUCUUAACGACUAGUUCUUUUACGGCAGCUGUAACAAGGAAAAUCUGCAAAAAUGAGUUGCGGAAUGGGAAUGAUAAAAUAUCUACUCUUCAUAUUCAAUUUCAUCUUUGCGGUCUGUGGCCUAGGUAUCCUGACCGUUGGAAUCCUCGUGCACCUGCAGCUGUCAAAUGUCACCGACAGACUUGACAUAAGCAUCGCGUUCCCAUCGAUAACAUUAAUGGUUCUCGGUGGUAUCAUAUUUAUAAUCGCGUUCUUCGGAUGCUGCGGUGCCAUUCGGGAAAGUCAUUGCAUGACAAUUACCUUCGCAUCGUUACUACUUUUCAUCUUGCUGAUCCAAGUGGCGGUCGCAGUAUACGCUUUCGUUGUCGUUAAGAACACUGACAACCACAUCAAUAUUGAGGAGGGUUACACCCAGGUAUUCGAAAAAUACUACACGAACGAAGAGAACAAACAGCUUGUGGAUGUUAUUCAAGCCGGUUUCCAGUGCUGUGGUGUUAACUCUGAGAGCGAUUUCAAUCGUCAUGGUAACUUCAAUGGCACUAUACCUUUCAGUUGCUGUGGCAAACAGGAGGGAGAGGAAUGUUCGAAAGAUGAGUCGUAUAAAAAGGGUUGUGCAAAGGAAAUAUCAAAGGCCCUCAUGUUUGCAGGAUCGGUGUUGGGUGGCGUUGCUAUUGGCAUUGCCGCAGUUGAGUUGGUCGGCAUAAUUUUCGCACUCUGCUUGGCGAAUUCCAUCAGGAACACAGAACGCAGGGGGUACAGAGUGUAAACGAGCAGCAAAAGAAAGUAUAUAUAUUGCUUAAAAAAGUAAUAUAAUUAAAUAACACUACUCUAUCAUUUAUAAUACGAUUCGUAUGGAGCGGUAGACGUAACCGUACUGUAAUGCAACAAUUUAGACAGUUUCCUGAACGAACAGAAGAACAAACGAAAUCAUGAGGAAAGUGCCUUUCAUUUUUAAUUUUCGAACCAUUGUAUUUGUUUAAACUUUGAUCUUUGUAUGUGAUAUUCAAUGUAUAAACACAUUAUUUAAUGUA
Molecule: messenger RNA, 1106 nt
Organism: Dufourea novaeangliae
Lineage: Eukaryota; Metazoa; Arthropoda; Insecta; Hymenoptera; Halictidae
Product: CD63 antigen-like
Exons: 5
Coding region: 128-841 (237 amino acids)
Cellular component (GO): membrane
Source: RefSeq, a predicted model, not a curated record